This is a messenger RNA of Geodia barretti, 420 nucleotides long. The record is from the annotation of a GenBank genome assembly. NCBI's taxonomy places the organism in Eukaryota, Metazoa, Porifera, Demospongiae, Tetractinellida, Geodiidae.
AAAAUAGGGGACAAGGUUCGGGUCCACUACACCGGCAAACUCGACGACGGCGAAGUCUUUGACUCAUCCGAAGGCGGCACGCCGUUGGCUUUCACAGUUGGCGACGGACAGGUCAUCCCCGGUUUCGACAACGGUGUGAUCGGUAUGGCGCCGGGCGAUUCCCGAACGGUGAAUAUACCGUUCGUAGAUGCUUACGGCGAGCAUCAUGACGACGGCGUGAUGGAAGUGCCGCGCAAUGAGUUCCCCGACGAUAUGGAACUUGAAACCGGCUCCCGGGUGCAGGGUCAGCAAAGCGACGGCGCCGUGGUGAGCUUUACGAUCAUGUCGGUCACCGACGAAACGGUUACUCUCGACGCCAACCACCCGCUGGCCGGCAAAGACCUGACUUUCGACCUGAUGCUGGUGUCAAUCGGCGAUUGA